UCUACAGUUUGACUUCACACACUCGUUUCGUAACAUAAAAAUCCCAAAUAAAAAAAUAAAAAAAUGGGUAACUGCAACGCCACCACCAGCGACGGCGCCAACCCCCCGCCCACCGGCGACGGAGGGAAACACCCCGCCAUCAACGUGGUCCCCGCCGACGCGCCUCCGCCUCCGCGGCGCCCCCUUCCGACGGGCACAGGGCGCGUGCUCGGCCGCCCCAUGGCCGAUGUCCACUCCGUCUACGCUUUCGGCCGGGAGCUCGGGCGGGGCCAGUUCGGCGUCACCCACCUCGUCACCCACCGCGCCACGCGCGAGGCCUUCGCGUGCAAGUCAAUCGCCACGCGCAAGCUCGUCACCCCCGACGACGUCGCCGACGUCCGCCGCGAGGUGCAGAUCAUGCACCACCUCACCGGCCACCGCAACAUCGUCGAGCUCAAGGAGUGCUUCGAGGAUCGCCACAAUGUGCAUUUGGUGAUGGAACUGUGCGCCGGCGGGGAGCUCUUUGAUCGGAUUAUCGCCAAGGGGCAUUACUCCGAGCGCGCCGCCGCGGGGCUCUGCCGCCAGAUUGUCACCGUGGUGCACGCCUGCCACUCCAUGGGGGUUAUGCAUAGGGAUUUGAAGCCGGAGAAUUUCUUGUUGUUGAGCAAGGAUGAGGAUUCGCCGCUCAAGGCCACUGAUUUCGGAUUAUCUGCGUUUUUCAAGCCAGGAGAUUCGUUCAAAGAUCUAGUUGGUAGUGCAUACUAUGUGGCUCCUGAAGUACUGCGUCGAAACUAUGGUGCCGAAGCUGAUAUUUGGAGUGCUGGAGUGAUACUGUAUAUCUUACUCAGUGGUGUUCCACCCUUCUGGGGAGAUAAUGAGCAGGGAAUAUUUGAUUCUAUUUUGCGAGGGCACCUUGAUUUUGUUUCGGAUCCAUGGCCAUCAAUAUCAAGUAGUGCCAAAGACCUUGUGAAGAAGAUGCUUAUGGCUGACCCUAAAUCCCGGCUAACUGCAAUUGAAGUCUUAAAUCAUCCGUGGAUGAGAGAAGAUGGGGAUGCACCUGAUAAGCCUCUGGAUAUUGCUGUUUUGACUAGAAUGAAGCAGUUCCGUGCAAUGAACAAACUCAAGAAGUUAGCUCUUAAGGUGAUUGCAGAAAAUCUUUCUGAAGAAGAAAUCAUGGGCUUGAAGGAAAUGUUCAAAUCCAUGGAUACAGACAACAGUGGAACAAUUACAUAUGAAGAACUCAAAGCUGGUCUACCUAAGCUGGGCACGAAGCUUUCUGAGUCUGAAGUGAGGCAGUAUAUGGAAGCGGCUGAUGUUGAUGGAAAUGGGACAAUUGAUUACAUCGAGUUUAUAACGGCUACUAUGCACAUGAACCGAAUGGAGAGAGAAGACCUUCUGUACAAAGCCUUUGAAUUUUUUGACAAGGAUAAGAGCGGGUACAUAACUGUGGAAGAAUUGGAGCAAGCCUUGAAGCAAUACAACAUGGGCGAUGCUAAAACAAUAAAGGAAAUCCUUGCAGAAGUAGACACUGAUAAUGAUGGGAAGAUCAACUAUGAUGAGUUUGUGGCAAUGAUGAAGAAAGGCAACCCAGACAUUGUAGGAACGAGGAGGAGAAAAUAGAAUCAACAUAUGAUCUAGACGAGCUUUGUUCGAGUUAGUUUCAUUUCGAGCAGAGGCUGGUUCAGCGCUUGAUUCAUUUAAACUUAAAUACGGUGUAGUUCAUGGCCUUUCUCGUGUGUGCUUGAUAAUCUGUUCGAGGUUGAAGUGCAGUCGUGGAGGCUGCACCUGUUCAGGUACGUGAUCUGCUGGUGAAGGCAAAUUUAUUAAUCACAUAUGUUUUGUAUUAUACAGACAGAUUGCUGAUUGCGCAUGUAGUGACAAAGUUUUAUGUUGUUUAAAGAUAACUUUUUGGGAAAAUGAUUCCAAUCGUCAACCGAUUUUUUA
This is a messenger RNA of Salvia hispanica, 1923 nucleotides long. RefSeq names its product calcium-dependent protein kinase 1-like. The record is from RefSeq and is a predicted model, not a curated record. NCBI's taxonomy places the organism in Eukaryota, Viridiplantae, Streptophyta, Magnoliopsida, Lamiales, Lamiaceae. Gene Ontology annotation, molecular function: protein kinase activity; calcium ion binding; ATP binding. Gene Ontology annotation, biological process: protein phosphorylation.